AUGACUGUGUCUUCUCAACUUGUAUUCCUUCUUAUUCCCUUGCUCUUUUUUCUGUCAACAAACUAUGUUUUUGCUCAAACCAAUAAAGGCAAAGUGAACUUGGGAACUUCCCUCUUUGCAGAAGAGAAUUCUUCCCCUUGGCUCUCUCAGAAUGGCGAUUUUGCUUUCGGGUUUCGUCAGCUUAGAAACCAAGAUGAUGAUAUCCUCUUCUUGCUGUGCAUAUGGUAUGCCAACAUACCUAACAAAACCAUAGUUUGGCAUGCAAAUGGAGAAACAGACCCGGUCAUGGUGCCGAGGGGAUCUCAACUCAACCUCAGUGCCAAUCAUGGGCUUUUGCUGACUAUGAUAGGAGGUACCUGUUGGAAGAAGAGGUUUCCUUUGUCAAAUGGGAGAGUGGAUAAUACUAAUCCAUCUAUUGCUUUCAUCAAAAUUCGCAAGGGAAUAUUAAGUGGAUCUGUAUGUGUUAACUUUAUGUUACUUGGUGCAAUUUGUGUGGGGAUUUUACUCGCUCGCAAGAAGAAGAGUGAAAGGUCUCCUUCUCCACAAGAUGAUCCUGAAUCGAAUUUGCGAUGCUAUAGCUACAAAGAACUUGAAGAAGCCACAGAUGAUUUCAAAGAUGAACUGGGACAUGGAUCUUUUGGCAUUGUUUACAAAGGCCACCUCAUACAAACUAAUGCUAGCAUUGUCGUGGCUGUGAAAAAAUUGAGUUCAAUACUAAAAGAUGGUGAAAGAGAAUUCAAGGCUGAAUUGAAAUCCAUUGGCCAGAUACAUCACAAGAAUCUUGCUCGCCUACUAGGAUAUUGUAAUGAUGGACCUAAUCGUUUGUUGGUGUACGAGUACUUGAGCAAUAACACUCUAGCAAGCUUUUUGUUUGGUGGCAUCAUAAGGCCUUGUUGGAACCAAAGAAGUGAACUUGCUUUAGGAAUUGCAAAAGGGCUCUUAUAUUUACACGAGGAGUGCAACACUCAGAUCAUUCACUGUUAUAUAAAGCCACAAAACAUACUUCUUGAUGAGUACAACAAUGCCAAGAUAUCUGAUUUCGGUUUGGCCAAACUUUUGAUGAUUAAUCAAAGUCAUACACAUACAGCCAUUAGAGGAACAAAAGGGUAUGUUGCACCAGAGUGGUUUAGGAAGGAGUACAACAAUGUCUAUGUAUUUUCCUCUUCUUAA
Molecule: messenger RNA, 1170 nt
Organism: Humulus lupulus (European hop)
Lineage: Eukaryota; Viridiplantae; Streptophyta; Magnoliopsida; Rosales; Cannabaceae
Product: G-type lectin S-receptor-like serine/threonine-protein kinase RLK1
Exons: 3
Coding region: 1-1170 (389 amino acids)
Biological process (GO): protein phosphorylation
Molecular function (GO): ATP binding; protein kinase activity
Source: RefSeq, a predicted model, not a curated record